Messenger RNA from Nicotiana tabacum (common tobacco), 363 nucleotides. NCBI's taxonomy places the organism in Eukaryota, Viridiplantae, Streptophyta, Magnoliopsida, Solanales, Solanaceae. The record is from RefSeq and is a predicted model, not a curated record.
AUGAGCAUUAAGCUAGUUGUUGAGGUUUUUACUUUAAACGUGAUUAGUGUGUACGCACCUCAAGUAGGUUUGGACAAGGAGGUCAAAAGGCAUUUCUGGGAGGAUUUGGAUGAGGUUGUGCAUGGUAUUUCGCACAUUGAGAAGCUAUUUAUAGAAGGAGAUUUCAAUGGCCACAUUGGGUGGGGAGACAUUUGGGUCUACGAUGACGUGCAUGGCGGCUUUGGUUUCAGAGUUAGAAACGGAGGUGGAACUUCACUACUGGAUUUUGCUAGGGCUUUUGAUUUGGUGAUAGCUAACUCAAGUCCCGAAGAAGGAAGAUCACUUGGUCACCUUGCAGAGUUCGAUGGCCAUGACCCAGAUUGA